AUUUAAAAUUCACAAACAUUUUUCAACACUUGCCAUGGCAGAUGAAGAGGACCGUCCUUAUUACUACAGACUUGAGCGCCAAAGGUUUGCAUGUUUUGCAUACACAGUAACAGGAGUAUUUCUAUUUCUGGCUAUUCUACAAUGGUAUCUCUUUCAUUUAGUGGAUGAAACAAAUAAUUAUUUUACCAAAAACUAUUGGAUUGGAAUAGUAUUCUUUACGCUCAGUUUACUGCUCAUUCUCUUGUUUAUUUUCUUCGAAGAUUUGCGAUUCUUCACGCCUGUAAAUUGGAUAAUGACCUUUCUAAUAUUCGAGUGUGUGGUCGUGGGAGUUACAACGCUUGUUGUACGUCAUUACAAGUAUCAUUUCUUAGUAAGCUUUCUAAUAUGGGCCAUUGUACUCGUAAUAUUUAUUAUAUUUGGGUCCUUUUUACCGCAUGAUUUGACGCUCGAUAUUGUGGUACUUGUUAUAGUUGGAAUCGUAUCCUUAAUUGGAGGCAUGUACUUUCUUAUGCUUUACAUUGUCGCAAAUGUGCCAUAUUCGUUUUUUGUGUAUCGCGCUUUCAUCGUGUUGAGCAUUUUGUUGUUCGUUAUGUAUCAUGCACAAAUAAUCAAUGGCGGGCGAUUCGCUGAAAUUCGGGAUAAUGAUUACCUUUUGGCUGCACUUAUAUUAUUUUUCGACUUUCUGCUUAUGUACAUUUUCACGUUUCAGUUGGCACCAAAAUGGACCGACAAAUGCGACGAGAACAAGAAUAAAACAAAUAUUUUCGUAAUUGACAAACAUAUGAGAAAAGGAAGCUUUACACUGGCUUUCAAUGAUACGCUGGAUCAGUGACUUGCGCUCAAAAAUAUAUGUUAAUGUAUAUUUUGUAAUUGGCGCCAUUAAUUAAAUAAAAUUAUGUGUUGAUAAAAGAUGGGCAGCACUUUUUUGUGCAGCCAACUUCACGCGAGCUAGUUUUUGGCGCGCAGCA
Drosophila innubila is the source of this 968-nucleotide messenger RNA. RefSeq lists its product as uncharacterized. The coding region runs from base 35 to 832 and encodes 265 amino acids. The record is from RefSeq and is a predicted model, not a curated record. Lineage: Eukaryota; Metazoa; Arthropoda; Insecta; Diptera; Drosophilidae. The transcript is spliced from 5 exons.